CUCAAGAGCUGUGUUCAUUCGCGGGGCGACUCUUGACGCGCGCGGACGUUGCGCGCCCGGGCGCUAACUCGAAACUUUUCACCAUACGCAGGCAGUAGGCCGAUUCACCAUGAGAGCUGGAAGGGCGAUAGCCCUCCUGCUCUUACUAUCCACCAUACAGAUAUCCAGAACAGAAGACCUAUAUCUGGAAGGCGAGGAAGAUGCGUCGAACGAAUUCCUGGAAGUGAAGGACACGGACACCGGCAUAGGCAGUCAUCUCCGGAGACUCAAGAGGCAGUGGUUCAAUUUCUUCGAACCAUUCUCUUCAAGCUCAACGACCACUGAAAGUCCAGAUUUGGAGGAGACUGCUACGGAAGAUACCGAAGACAGUGAUCUGAAGGAUGAUCUUGAUGACCAUUUUGGAUCAGGGUUUCCGGACAAGGUCGAACCAGAUCAUAAAGAAAAAACUCUUCGAGUGACCUUCGUGGUGAUGGAGCCUUACCAACACGAGUACUCCAACAGAGAUUCUCCUCAGUUCCGGAACUUCUCGCGAACCAUCGCGGACGCCGUGGACCAGCUGUACGAACCACUUGGGACCAGAAGGACCAGCCUUGUCCGCAUCCAAUCGCGAGUCAGCGACGAGUUUUCUUGCAAGGUUACCUUGGACAUAUUGACAACUGGCUACGAAGAUAUCAACAGAUUGAGCGAUAUCUUGAGAGACCACAUCAAGAAUCGUCGGGAGCUCGCGAGUGGAACACGACGGGUGACCGUUAGUGAUGCCGACUUCUCUGCUAAUAUCAUCGACCCAGACACUCCUCUCGGGCCCUGCGGUGACGGUGAGGUGGCCUGCGACUUGGACCGCUGCUUCCCAGCCAGCAGCCGCUGCAACGGGGUCGUUGAGUGUCACGAUGGAACUGACGAGCUUAACUGCCAGUCUCAAUCUGAACGUGAAACCACAACAGUCCUGGCCACUGAAACAUACAUCAACCCUCAGUGCUCGAACCCCAUCCCCUGCCAGGAGUCAGAGACCUCAUACUGCCCUGAGCAGAAAUGCGAUGGAUACUACGACUGUCCCAAUCAGGACGACGAACAGAAUUGCGAAUCUAUACAACCAGAAGAACGACCCGAGCCCGAAGCGCCAGCCCCAGCGACCGAGCCUCCUCUACCUUGCGAAUUCCCUGUUGAAUGUCAGGACACUGACGUCAAAUACUGUCCAAUACAGAGAUGCGAUGGCAUAUUCGACUGCCCUUAUCAAGAUGAUGAGGAGAACUGUAAUAAUGACGUUGACCAGAAUCAGGAAAUUGAGACGGCUCCAAGGCGCGGUUUAACGCCCCUCGAAGGGCCGCCAAAACCGGCGUGCGCUAAUCCCAUACCCUGCCAAGAUUCUACAGUAACGUACUGUCCUGAACAGCGUUGUAAUAGCUAUUACGAUUGCCCCAACCAAGAUGACGAAUUUGGGUGUAACAUUGAUUUCCCGAAUCCAACGCCAGCGCCGGCGACUUCACCCCCGUCAACAGUGGCGACGUCUCAAGGUUUCGACUGUCCUAACCAUGAACAGAACUGUUCUGGUGAACCACAAUCGACUGAGUGUGCCCCGGGAGAAUUCCAGUGCGACGAAACCAGGUGUCUUCUCGCCACUCAACAAUGUGAUGGUGUUGCGGACUGCUACGAUCAAACAGACGAAGCCGAUUGCAAACUGGUAGGCGCCGACGAUUUCCGAUGCAGCGACGGACGAAGCCUCGAAGCCUCAAGAAAGUGUGAUGGAGUCAGAGAUUGCAUUUACGGUGAAGACGAAAGGGAUUGCGACUGCUUAAGCAACGAGUUCCAAUGCUCCCAAGACAGAUCAUGUAUUGAAGCUAGGCGAAAAUGCGACGGUUAUAACGACUGCAGUGACGGCUCUGACGAAUUGGGAUGUGACCUUGAGGAGCAGUUUGUGUGCGACAAUAAGCAAAUUAUUCCUAAAAGUCAGAGGUGUGAUAAAGUUUACGAUUGUGAUGACUACUCUGAUGAGAAAAAAUGUCCAUGCGGUGACAAAGACUUCAAAUGUAACAACGGUUUUUGCAUCCAUGCACGAAAACGAUGUGAUGGGACACAUGAUUGUCAGGAUGGCUCAGAUGAACACGAUUGCGAGAAUGCAGGGACGGAUAAUGUGGCAUGCAUGGCUAAUAACUACGAAUGCUCAAACGGCGACUGUGUUCCCGCUGACGCAAAAUGCAAUGGUGUACAAGACUGCUCAGAUGGUUCUGAUGAGUCAGACUGUCAUUGUAAAAGAGACGAAUUCCAUUGCCAAAACACUGAUGAGUGUAUUAGCUUUGACAAACGAUGUAACGGUGAACUUGAUUGUACUUUCGGAGAAGAUGAAUCUAAUUGCGGAAAUAAUUGUCCCGACGGCCAUAUUUCCUGCUUAAUCAGCGUCACCAAUGUCGUGUCGUGUGCAAAAACAUGUGAUGGAAAAAUCGAUUGUCUAAAUGGCGAAGAUGAGAGUAAUUGUGGCGAUCAAGAAUGCCACUUCUGCGACUACAAGUGCUUGGAAAGCUGGAGAAUCUGCGACGGUAUCCCUGACUGUUCUGAUGAGAGUGAUGAAGAAGAAUGCGCCCUAUGCAACGGCCCAGACGACUUUCGGUGUGACAACGACGAGUGCAUCAAUAGGAAUUUGCAGUGCAACAACAUCCCGGAAUGCAGCGAUGGCAGCGACGAGCUGAACUGCAAGAAUAUCACGAACCCCAUUUCAUCAGACUGUUACGGACAGUUCGAAUGUCGAGAUGGGGCCUGUAUCAACAAAGACUUCUUCUGUGAUGGGCAUCAGGACUGCCGCGAUAAUUCCGACGAAGAAAAUUGUCCAUGUAAGGAGGGCGACUUCCAAUGCAGAUCCGGCCAGUGCAUACCUGAGACCUAUUUGUGUGACGGAUAUGCCCAAUGCGAUGAUAGUUCCGAUGAAUCCAACUGCCCAUCGAUGUAUGAAACAACUGUACCCAUCUUUACCACACAUCGGCCGGAUAUUCCAAGACCAUCUUUUGAAGAAACCACUCCAAGAUAUAGAAAACCAUCAGUAUGCAGUAGUUCCCAGUGGCAAUGCGAAAGUGGACCAUGUAUCGAGGUUCAGCGCCGGUGCGACGGCCAUCUUGACUGUCCGGGCUUGGACUCCAGUGACGAAUUUAACUGUCCUCCUGGCAGUCCAAUUGCACUGAAUCUCAAAACAUAUCCUGAACAGCAGACCGUUUCGUACUCCAAUAAUUACCAUGUUGGAGAUGUGGUCUUUGAUUGUCGUGAUGAAGGACCCAAUCGUGCCAAAGUUACAUGGAUUAGAGGAGAUGGCAACAGAAUGAAGCCAGACUAUAACGUUACUGGUGGACGUCUCAUUCUAAAUAACGUUACGACUGCUGACAGUGGUACAUACAUCUGCCAAGCUACUGACUACCUCAGCCAACCUGGUGCUCAGAAACCUGUCUACUUGACAGUCGAAAAGCAAGUGGUCAAUGCCAGGAACAGGGUUCCCGCAUGCGGAGCUCAUGAAGCGACCUGCUCCAAUCUCAAGUGUAUCCCAAAGUCUGCCAUCUGUGACGGUCGUCAAGAUUGCGGCGAUGGCUCCGAUGAACACAGCUGUGGAUCAUCUUUCGCCGAUGCACCAGGCUGUCAGCCAAACCAAUUCCGGUGCGCCAACAACCGCUGCAUCCUAAAAACCUGGGUCUGUGAUAGCGAGAAUGAUUGUGACGACUUUUCUGACGAAGACCCCCUGCAGUGUGGUGCUCAGAACUCCACCUAUGGUUGCAAUGCCGUGGAAUACGCGUGCCAAUCUGGAGGGCAAUGUAUACCAAAAAGCUACCACUGCGACGGACAAGCUGAUUGUAGGGAUGGAUCUGAUGAGAAUUGCGCUCCGAUCACCAUUCAGCUGCCUCCUCAACCGCCCACGGUCCGUAUCUUCGUCGGCGAUGUCCUUCGUCUCCGGUGCAAGGCUGUCGGUAUCCCUACUCCUCUGAUAUCCUGGCGGCUGAACUGGGGACAUGUCCCGCCUCAAUGCACGUCCACUAGUGAAGGCGGUGAAGGGCACCUGGUUUGCCCUGAUAUGAAGGUUGAGCAUAGUGGUGCCUAUUCGUGCGAAGCUCUGAACAACAAAGGAGCCUCGUUCGCCGUUCCCGACUCUAUUGUCAUCGUUGAGAAUCCUGACACGGAAGUCUGCCCGAGCGGAAAGUUCAAUAGUGAGGCUCAAGAUUCUUCAGAGUGCAUUUCUUGCUUCUGCUUCGGCAAGUCCAACCAAUGCAAGAGCGCCGACCUCUUCGUCUACGAUAUGGCUCAGCCGUUAGGUCAAGGAGGCACUAGGCUUGUUGGCGUCAAGUUGGACCAGGGCCCUCAGAUCGAUACCCAGUCUAUUACCAAUGAGUUUUACUACCAGCCUCAAAGAAAUGGCGCUUCGGUAACAAAAUUGUCUUACGGAUCACUAGGCAGAUCGUCCUCUUACCCAUACCUGACCGUACCAGCAUCUUAUACUGGAAACCAACUGACUUCAUAUGGAGGAGACAUCAAGUACAGGCUCUCUUCUCAGUCCACGUACCCGUCUGCGAGAUACGACAACAAUGUGCCAGAUAUAAUCAUCAUGGGCAAAUACGAAACUUUGGUCUACACCCAGAAUGGAGACAAGUCCACCAUUCAGGUCAAACUGGUGCCCGGUAGCUGGCUGAAGUAUUCUUCAGGGAGACCAACUCCGGCUUCUAGAGAAGACAUCAUGAUGGCCCUGGACAACGUGGAGAACAUUCUUCUCCGUGCAGAACUCAACGGCGCAGGCGUCGACAUCACAGAUUUCUUAAUGCAAUCCGCGCAACACAUUGACGCGGGUCUUGGCCCAGCUAACUUAGUGGAAGAAUGUAUUUGCCCUGAUGGAUACACUGGAUUGUCUUGUCAGAACUGUGCGUCAGGUUACGAGCGCGACAGCUCCGGCCCGUGGCUUGGACACUGUCGUCCGCAACGCAAACAGUGUCCCCCGGGGACAUUCGGUGACCCAUCCCUGGGCUAUGCCUGCACCCCGUGCCCUUGCCCUCAUACAUCAGCCCCUAACCAAUUCGCGUCCACUUGCUAUCUUGGACCUAGUGGCGUUGUUUGCGAUUGUCAGCCUGGAUAUGAAGGAAAUAACUGCGAACGUUGCUCAGAUGAUUACGUGGGCAAUCCUCUCGUCCCAGGUGAUUCCUGCCGUCCCAAACAAAGUUCUCCAUGUGAUCCCACAGGAACUAGUCAAGUAUUGUUACUGGAUCGAUGUGAUUGCAAGGACAAUGUGCAGGGACAAUACUGUGAUCAGUGCAAGCCUGGAUUCUACUAUCUUUCGCCAGACUUCGCCCACGGUUGUGCGGCCUGUUUCUGCUCAGGCGUGACCCAAAACUGCGGCAGCAGCAACCUCCGAAGAAAAACCACCUAUGCCGUCUUCAAUACAGAAUCUAGUGUCCAACAAUUGGAGGUCUACAGUAGUACAAGUUCUAGAUCUGGCUACAAUGCCCCAGCCGCCACUGAUGUUAAGCCAGUUCUCGACAGAGGAGUCGCGAGAGCAGACAUUGAUAGCAGAUCUGAGGAUGCCUAUUACUGGAGCCUACCGGCUAGUUUUGCCGGAGACAAAGUGACAUCGUAUGGCGGUAACCUCUACUACACCUUGGAAAAUGUCCCAUACGGCUACAGCCCGGGCAAUAACGCUGCCGACGUUCAACUUAUUAGCGACAACAGUUUGACGUUCCACCACGUAGUCGACGCAAGGCCUUCCACAUCUGGCGUUUUGAAUGUGACUGUACCAAUCUUUGAGAAUAACUGGAUGAGAGUUGACGGCAAAGAAGUUCCUCGCGAACAGUUCCUCCUAGCUCUCGCUGACGUCAAGACCAUUCUAGUCAAAGCUCGGUACGACCGUGGAAACCAAUUAGCUUACCUCAGCAGAGCUAGCAUUGAGACUGCUGAGCCCGGAGGCAGUGGACCAGUAGCUUUACACGUGGAGCAGUGCGUCUGCCCUAGGGAAUAUAUCGGAACCUCUUGUGAAGACUGCGCUCCUGGUUAUAAGAGAUAUCCUCACGGUCUUUAUUUGGAGAAAUGCGGACCCUGCGAAUGUAACGGUCAUGCGAGAAUGUGCGACCCCGACACUGGCGUUUGUAUGAAUUGCGCAGACAAUACCGCUGGGGACUUCUGCGAAGAGUGUCUACCGGGAUACGAGAAAGAUUCCUACGGAAGCUGUGUUUCGCAAAAACAACCAUCAUGCUCUUGUGACCCUCGCGGCGUCACCUUGCCGUGCGAAGAGAUUGGCUACUGUCAAUGUAAGCCAAAUGUUGAGGGAUACUCCUGCGAGCGCUGCCGAUCUGGUACCUUCGGCUUGGACAGCCAAAACCCAGCUGGAUGUCUGUCUUGCUAUUGCUCGGGUGCCACCACUGAAUGUCACGAGACACGCAAUUACAAGAGAAUACCAAUGGCGGCGCCAAUAUUCGGAGAUAAAUACGGAGGUUAUUCUAUCACGAACCUGAACGGAAACAACGUGGUAGCAAGCAACUUCGUUCCGAUGCCCGACUACAGCGAGCUAAUGUAUACUUUCCCAUUCCCGCCCAAUGAAGAGCUGUUCUGGUCGCUCCCAGUUUUCCCAGGCAACAGAGUACUCUCAUAUGGAGGUGUUCUCCAAUUCGAGCAGAAGUUUGAGGACCACUCUCCCGGGGCCGUCGCCGAUACUCACAAACACGUGAUCCUCAUCGGAGACGAUACUUCCGUCGCAUGGAACAGUCCGCAACCAAUUAGGACCGGGGAGAAACUGCAAGUGCCUCUUCAAGAAGGAGAGUGGUAUCUCCUGAACACCGCUGUCCCAGCCAGUCGCAACGAUUUCAUGAAUGUGUUGAAGUCUCUUCGAAGAGUGCUGGUGAAAGCCACUCUGACCCGCAACCUCCUCUCCACAUCCAUCGCCGACGUCUCUAUGGACACUGCCACUAUUAUCUCUGGAUCCGAAUAUGAACCAGUCAGAGGCAUUGAGGUGUGCAUGUGCCCAUCGGGCUACACUGGCACCAGUUGCGAGACCUGCGCUACCGGAUACUACAAGGACGAGCGUGGUUUGUGCCGAGAAUGCAGCUGCAACGGUCACGAAUGCGAACUGAACAUGAAUGGCCAAGUAGUCUGCAUCUGCCGCCCACCAUAUACCGGCCCCACUUGCUCUACCUUUGGGCUGGCAAUGGAACUCCAACCGACUAUCGAGGAGGACCCUGAAAAUGGCCCGAUGUUCAGAAAGAUCACAUUGACCUGCAAAUACUCCGCUCACGAGCCUCUCACCAUCAGAUUCUAUUCAGAGGGCAAUGAUGUCGGUAUCCCGAAGUUGUAUAACGAAUCAGUAUUUGAUAGAGAUGGGUGGAGGGGCGAACAUGUUUGGCAUACUAUCUGGCAUGUCAGAACAGAUACAGUUUAUGAAUGCCAUACUAUCACCAAGAAAGGCGCAACCAUGGGAGUUUUGACAACUUCCUUGCCAGAUUCAGAAUCGGUAAAUCAAGAAAAGGUUACGACGAUCCCACCUCCGAUAUUACCAACGAUAAUAGUCACAAUCAGUCAACCAAUUGUAAUUAAAGAGAUCGGUGGUUCUGUUACCUUCACGUGUCAAGCACGGAGCCGAAUGGCCACUGGCUACCUUCCAGUGAGGUGGUCCAAGGCUGGAGGAUAUCUUCCUCGGAACAGGGCUAUUGUCGAUGAGAACUCAGGAACUCUGAUCAUAAUGCAGCUGCAAAAGACUGACACUGGAAACUACAUCUGUGAGACCACUGACGGACACACAAGUAACCAGGCUGUUGCUACCCUUACUGUUGGAGACAACCUCCGACGGCAACCCGAAGUUUCGAUCGAACCAGCCGUCAAUGAAUACAACGAAGGUGACAGAAUCGAACUUAUCUGUCGUGCUAGUGGCAACCCUGAGCCGACCAUCUCGUGGCGUAGGGCUGACUCUCGCAAACCACUACCCACCUCCGCUGCAGUCUAUGGUGGUACUCUGAUCAUCCAGGAAGCUGUUGAAGAUGAUUCUGGAGAUUAUAGAUGCAUCGCCAGCAACUCAGAAGGCUCAUCAGACAGGAUUGCUCUCAUCUCGGUCCGGCCCAGACCUCACAGUCCUCAACGUGACAGACUCACAGUGUCCAACACCUCUCCAAUCAUCAAUGAAGGAAACAACACAAGUGUAACUUGCACGGGAACCCCUGGCAUCCCAGCUGGAACCUUGCAAUGGGUUAGGCAAGACGGCUCAGAUCUUCAAUACAAUGUGCGAUCCGAGAAUGGUGUCUUAUACGUCGAGAAUGCUCAGCCAGAGAACCAAGGAGUAUACGUCUGUCAAACAAUUUACGGCCGCGUCAACCCUAUAGCAAUCAGCCUGACUGUCAUCCCCUUUGUCAGUUCCCCGGAAGAUGAGCCAAAUAUCACGCUAUCCGUAAGCAGCCUGAGAAUACCUACUGGAGGAAGUGGAUCUGUAGAAUGUAUCCCUUCAGGAUACCCUCUACCUACCAUCAAGUGGACUAGGAGUGUCGGUCAAUUUGGUCCUGGCACUAGUCAGCGAGGCAACUCCUUAUUUAUCAUCAACGCCCAGAAUGAUGACCAGGACUACUAUCAGUGUGAAGGUCUCAUCAAUGGAGAGGCAAGAGCCAACAUCUACGUCUAUAUUGAAAUUGAAAGACGGGAAGCGCCACAAGUCCGUAUCUACCCAGAAGACCCUCAGCCAGUAACCAUCGGCGACUCGUACGAGCUGCAUUGCCGCGUGCUCGGAGGCAUCCCGGAGCCUGACGUCACGUGGGAGAGCAGCAGGCCCAUGACCCGAAACGCGCAGAUACUGCCCGACAAUAUCUUGAAAUUUGAAAACAUCGACGUCAACGAUGAAGGUGCAUACACUUGCACCGCAUCCAACUUGGCCGGGAAAGCUAACGCCACGGCUAUAGUCAGGGUGCAGUCAUACCCAGUCAUCAAUAUGACUCCGAGCAACCAAAUCUUGGCGCAGUUGGGAGACGCCAUCAACUUCCAGUGCCGUGCCACGGGAGUUCCUCUACCGAUGGUCUCCAUCAAAUACGAAAACGGCAACGAAAUCGUGCCACCUUCCCCCGGUUUAGCUGUUCUCCGAAUCAAGUCGGCGUCAGAGCGCGACGCGGGCGCUUACCGCUGCGUUGCAUCCUCUCUCGCAGGAACCCUAGACGAACCCUUCAUCAUCGACCUGAACAGAGGUGAUCUGGGCUUUGACCCCACCCGUACUGAUCAACCUGACUACGAUCCUGGGUAUCCCGACUAUAAGCCAUACAACCCUGGCAACAACAAUGGACUCGAUCAACAACCAGGGUCCAACCAAAUCGUCCUGAUCGAGGGUCAUGAGAAUAUCUUAAGAUGCGACGCAGAAGGAUAUGAAGCCAGAUGGUCCCGGGCCGACAGACAACCGUUACAGAGCAGCGCUCAACAAUAUGGAGAUCAAUUGAUCUUCACUGGUACCUCGAAGGCCGACUCUGGCGACUAUGAGUGUAUCCUCUCCGACCCACGCACCCGAGACCCGGUUAACGCUAUCACAUACCGAGUGGAAGUUCUCUCCCCCCCGCGAAUCACCAUCCAGCCCCCGACCCAGACCGUACAUCCUGGACAAUCCACCAACGUGGACUGUAUAGUUGACGGAGAUCAAAUUGAGAACGUCACGUGGCUGCUGAGCAAACAAUCCAGCCGCAUCGAGGUACAAAACUCCCGCCUGAUCUUCCACCAAAUCGAAGUCGACGAUGCUGGGGACUACGUCUGCACCGCACGGAACCCUGUCGCUGAAGCCAAUGGCACAGCCAAGGUCAUCGUCACAGACGAUACUCGAACGCCGAAGAAAUCGAAGAACAUUGAGCAGUUUGCACUAGUCAACAGCAGUGUGCAUCUGAACUGUUCGUCGAAACAGCGGCAUACGACGACGGAAUGGAAAAAAGACGGAAAACCGGUGCCACGCCGUUUGAAAAUAAGGCUGGAUGGAUCUCUGUACAUUAGAACAGCUAAACUUAACGACAGUGGACGAUACGACUGCAUUAUUAAGGACGCGUACGGUCGACAAACUACUAGGCACAUCAUUCUUCACGUGUCGGGGCCCCCGAUGACGUCAGCGUUGGUGACCAUCGACCAGCCCAGGAGACAGUACCGAGUAGGGGAGAACGUUGAGGUGACCUGCAGGAAGGCGUCACGUGACACCAGCGCCUCCUGGGAGAAGUACGGCACCAGGGAGUUUGUGGAAACCAGGGAAUACAACGAAGGCAUAGUAUUAAUCAUCGGUGGAGUUGAGGAGUCAGACGCUGGAGUGUACAGGUGUUCAGGUCGCGACCGCUACGGCCUUUCUAGCUUUGAGGACUUCGAUCUCACUGUCAUUCCUAGCCAACCGGGCACCUACUACCCGACUGGUAGCCAAGACGUGCACCUGGCUCACGUAGGGCAGACCAUCGACAUGCCCUGCCGACACAACCUGGAGCAGCCGGUCUACAUCGAGUGGAGGAAGGAAUACUCUUCUUCGCUACCAUCAUAUGUACGACAGAAUGAGCCAAUCCUGACCCUGAUCAACAUCACCGAAGCCGACGCAGGCACGUACGUCUGCCGUAUCAGCAGCCAACGUGCUGCAAUCGAAGCACGAUCCACCCUGAAGGUCACCGGCGUUAUCCCACGCUUCGAUGGGAACAGCUGGCUCGCUAUCCCUACUAUCAAGGACGCAUACAGGCAGUUUGAUGUCGUAGUCGCCUUCAAAGCUUUAACUGCUGACGGCACCAUUCUGUACAACAACCAACGGCCUGAUGACUCAGGCGACUAUCUUGCGCUGCAACUAGUGAAUGGAAUCCCGGUGUUCACCCUGGAGACUGGAUCCUCGACGCCUCUGGUGGUGGAAGGUGACCGCCCGUUGCAACUCAACUCGUGGCACACGAUUCGACUGGGCAGGGUGAACAGCAAAGUGUCCAUGUAUGUCGAUGAGAUCGGACCAUUUGUGAACGAGCUGCGCUCACCUUGGGAAGUGUUGGAUCUCUCUGAUCCAAUGUAUGUUGGUUCAGUCCCGGAUAACGUCAUUCUGCCGUCUAAUCUGAACGUAACCUAUGGUUUCGUGGGCUGCAUUAGCUUGCUGGAGCUCAGCAACCGGGACGUCAACCUGAUUCCGGACAGCACUGACUCCAGGAACGUCGGCGAAUGCGACACUUGCUCACCCAACUUGUGCCUCAACGAAGGUGUCUGCCAGGAGGCCCGAAACGACCACGGCUACGUGUGCCUGUGCACCCCAGGAUUCGCGGGCCUCAACUGCAACCGCACUGGCUCCGCCUGCAGGCCCGGCCUCUGCGGCCCCGGCAGGUGCACCGACACCACCGAUGGCUACAGCUGCGCUUGCCCCGUCACCUACACCGGCAAGAAUUGCGAUGUCAAACAGUUCAUCGAGUACCCAGCUUUCACGGGCAGCGCAUACCUCGCCAUCAAGGUCCCGACCACAUCCCGCAUACUCAGGGUCGGGAUGAACGUGAAGGCAGCUCAGCCGGUCGCUGAUGGUAUCAUCAUGUACUGGGCCGAGUCUGCUAAGGGAACUGGCGGCUUCACCUCUCUAACCGUUCGCAAUGGAAAACUUGAGUUCACUUAUGAUCUUGGAGACGGCUUCCCAGUCGUGAUCUCCUCGAACAAGUUGCUGCAGGCUAAUGAAUGGACGGAUGUCAGCAUUGCGCGAGUUGGCUCUGUCAUCUCACUGACGGUCAACCAAGUCCAUACCUACGAGGGCAGGCUAGCUUCACACACCACGGAUUUGACUCUGGACACCCCGUUGUUCGUUGGAGGUGUGGAUGAGUCCAUUAUUCUGAAUGAGAAUGUUGGCGUUAGUGAUGGUUUCAACGGAUGCAUCAAGGACCUUUCUGUGUUCAACGAUCCUGUAAACAUCAUCAACUCCUCGAUCCAAUCGGCCAACAUCAAGGAAUGCAGUACUUAUGACCGGGGCGACAUUCCCGAGUCUGAAAGCGUGUGCUCUCAAUGCCGCAACGGAGGUGCCUGUGAACCUGAUUCCUCUGUCUGCUCCUGCCCGCUUGGUUUCUCCGGAACUUACUGCGAGAACCGAGUCUCAGAUAACCGCCCCUCGGAGAACAUUGCCCGCAUCCCCCGCUCCCCCUGCGCCGACUCCCCAUGCAGGAAUGGAGGCACUUGCAAGGGUGACUUCAACGCCAGAAUGAAGUAUUCCUGCGACUGCCCUCUUGGAUACUCCGGCGCUAAUUGCCAGAUGCCUCUGCAACUGCUACAAAGCGUGGCUUUCAACGGUAACGGUUACAUUGAGCUGCCAGCGUCCCUGAUCGACUACGACAACCUGGAGAUGGACCCGGCGGUCAUUGCUCUUGCCAUGCAUACCAACGAGGACGGCGUUCUGCUGUACCAACAACAGGCUAUGGUGCCAGCUGGCUAUGGAGACUACAUCUUGAUUAGAGUGGAAAAAGGCGUUGUGAUUUUGGAGUGGGAUAUGGGCGGUGGUGCGUCUUCUCUGACCAUCAAUGACGUCUAUGUAGCUGACGGUGAAAGACAUAAUGUUGUUGUGAAGAUCCUUCCCGAGGGAGAAAUCAACCUAUCCGUAGACUCGAUGUCCAGGAAUGCUGCUACUGACUCCCUGCAGAAGACUCUUAACGCUAACUCUAAUAUUUAUGUUGGUGGGAUCCCGGACAGCUUCAACGUGAACCGUUACCCUGGACUCUCAGGCUGCAUUGAGCAGGUGGAGUUCAUGAACAGCGCCCGCGGUCUGCGUCUGGGCGAAGUCGCCGUGGCUGCCAGGAACACCCAGAUUUGCAAAGAAUAUUAGCUGUUCGACUUUGGAUGUGAAUUCGAUUUAAUAUAGCAUUAAGUCAUACAUUAUACAUACAUUAUAAUGCCAGAUAUUAUAUUAAACUGGUCCCUUCGAAGUUCCACACUAUGAGUCAAUUUGUUAGAUUUUAAUUAUUUUUACAAAUAUUAUCUAAAUUCGCUAACGUUGUUUGUUCUUUUAAAAUUUUAUUGAAUCGAAACGAUGUACUUUAAGUAUUAAGGACAGUUAAGACAAUAUAACUUGAUAAAAUUUAGAUUUAAACGGAAAUGGAAAUUGGCGGUAAGAUUAAAGCAUUUGUAUACUAUUAUAUAGGUAACAGUGGCUUUGUCGUCUCUGUCUAACUUUAGUAACUAGUGAUGAGAGUGAGUGAGAAGGGACUCGGCCUGAUAAAAGCCUUAGCAAAUAUUGCUCGUAAGAGUCGGUUGGUGCCAUAAAUUUGAUUAAUUAUAAUUAAGGCUCUAGAUAGGAUGCAUUUUCUAAUUAACAUUUUUUCAAUUCGAUUUUGGCUUAGUUCGAACGUAAAUCAUCAGAAAUACGCAUCAAAUUGUGAAAUGUGCCAAACUGCGCUGAACUUAUUUUCACUGCCAUUAUUAUUUUUUUUUAUUUCUUAGGCUAUAAACUUUCGCUUUAUAUAUCAACGAAAUAAUUUUACUUAGUGUUUAUUACCCAGUUCAACAAAUGCAUUUAAUUUAUUCUAAUAAUAUAUAUUUUUGGUUAUAUAUUUAGUGGAACGAUUAUUAUAAUGAUAUGCAUUAAAUGUAAUGUUAUCCGUAGCAUAGCUAAGAAUAUAAUAUUAAUAUUAUAAAAAGUGUCUGAAUUCAAAGUACUGAUAAUUGUAUUUUAAACUUUUCCGUGACUAUUUACGAUACUAUUACGGUCGUUUAUCCAUGUAUGUUACUCUAAGUGAUCAAAUAAAACUAACACUAAGGAAAAUCAUGAAUAUGA
This is a messenger RNA of Plodia interpunctella (Indianmeal moth), 13696 nucleotides long. It is a transcript of the gene trol, whose product is annotated as terribly reduced optic lobes. Gene Ontology annotation, molecular function: protein binding; calcium ion binding. NCBI's taxonomy places the organism in Eukaryota, Metazoa, Arthropoda, Insecta, Lepidoptera, Pyralidae. The transcript is spliced from 80 exons. The record is from RefSeq and is a predicted model, not a curated record. The coding region runs from base 110 to 12748 and encodes 4212 amino acids. Gene Ontology annotation, cellular component: plasma membrane. Gene Ontology annotation, biological process: homophilic cell-cell adhesion.